Molecule: messenger RNA, 1501 nt
Organism: Microtus ochrogaster (prairie vole)
Lineage: Eukaryota; Metazoa; Chordata; Mammalia; Rodentia; Cricetidae
Gene: Clec1a
Product: C-type lectin domain family 1 member A
Biological process (GO): signal transduction
Cellular component (GO): plasma membrane
Molecular function (GO): transmembrane signaling receptor activity
Source: RefSeq, a predicted model, not a curated record
GCAGGGAGAGAGACCAUUAGGAAUGCCUCUCAGUAACUGGUUUCCUGAGGUUUCUGAAGUUAGACAAACAGCCUGGAGCAAUCUGAACACAUCGCCCCCGCAGCUCUGCAGGAAUCAGGAUGCAGGCCAAAUACAGCAGCACGAGGGAUAUGCUCGAUGAUGAUGACACCAGCAUAAGCCUGUAUUCUGGAGCUUCCACUGUCACCAGACGUGCAGAUCCGAGGCAUUCAGCAGAGAACGAGACUCCCUCUUCAGUUUGGCGCCCAGUGGCUCUGACCCUGCUGACCUUGUGUUUGGUGCUACUUGUCGGCCUUGCAGCCCUGGGCCUUGUGUUUUUUCAGUUCUACCAGCUCUCCAAUAUCCAGCAGGACAGCAUCGCUGAAAAGGAUGAAAGGCUGGGGAAUGUAUCCCGACAGCUGCAGUCCCUCCAGAUGCAGAACAGGAGACUCAUAGAAACUCUACAGCACGUAGCUGUAAAACUGUGUCGUGAACUUUACAACAAAAGCGGAGGACACAGAUGUAGCCCUUGCCCAGAAACAUGGAAGUGGCAUAAGGACAAAUGUUACCAGUUCUAUAAAGAGAGUAAAAACUGGCAGGGCUGUGAAUAUUUCUGCUUGGCUGAAAAUGCCACCAUGCUGAAGAUAAGCACACAGGAAGAGCUGGAUUUUGCCAUGCCUCAGAGCUACUCUGAGUUUUUCUACUCUUAUUGGACAGGGCUCUCCCGCAAUGGCAGUGGCAAAGCGUGGCUGUGGACAGAUGGGACACCUUACUCCUUUGAACUGUUUGAGAUUAUAAUCGAUCCCACCAACCUAAGGAACAGGGACUGUAUGACCAUCUUCAAUGGAAAGGCUUUCUCGAAGGACUGCAAAGAGCUGAGGAGGUGUGCCUGUGAGCGGAUGGCGGGGAGAGUGGUGCCAGAGGUGCUCCAGUAGGUGGCAUCAAACAUUGAGCAGAGGAAGUCAACAGGUCAGCUUCAACCACCAGCCAAAGGACUGAAUCAAGUGAGGCCAACUAAAGGGACAUUCAAAGCUUUGGAAAACAGAGUCAGCUGCUGGGACUGGUACUCGAGAGGUUCUCCUCAUUCUGGCUCAGCAUCAUUCAUACCUGAGCACCAGUUCUUACACACUUUUACCCGUCACAAAAAUUCUUAUGAAGCACUAAUUAGCCUCAGGUAGGCUAGAGCAUUGUCCUCCUUGAUUUACAGAAGGCUUUCAGCUGUCUCUCAGUGACUGUUCUCACCCUGUUUCCCCAUGUCUCCUUUACACUAGGAAAAGAGGCACAUAAGAAAAUAGAGGGGGUGAUACGAAACCACUCACUGUUGUGUGGUGGUGUCUACACAAGUCUUGGUGCUUUCCAGCUCUCAGCACUUGGAUGGUGGAGGCAAGACAUGAAAAGUUUAAGGCCACCCACAGCUACAUAGAAAGGAGGCCAACCUAGGCUAUUUGAGGACCUCUUCUCAAACAGCAAGAAGGAACAAAAGAACAAUAGCGUUAAAAAAGAA